This is a messenger RNA of Protopterus annectens (West African lungfish), 3207 nucleotides long. RefSeq lists its product as uncharacterized. The record is from RefSeq and is a predicted model, not a curated record. Gene Ontology annotation, molecular function: G protein-coupled receptor activity. The coding region runs from base 1 to 3180 and encodes 1059 amino acids. Gene Ontology annotation, biological process: G protein-coupled receptor signaling pathway. The transcript has 8 exons. NCBI's taxonomy places the organism in Eukaryota, Metazoa, Chordata, Ceratodontiformes, Protopteridae. Gene Ontology annotation, cellular component: membrane.
AUGGUAGAAAGCCACAACUUUGAUAAGGAAAGCACUAAAAGAUAUAAUAAGGUAAACUCUGGACAUUUCUGUGAAAAUCUGGAGAGAUUCCACAUUUUUGACUACCUAUUUGUUCUAUCCAUGGUUUUUGCAAUUGAAGAGAUAAACAGAGACCCUAAAUUAUUGCCAAAUGUGACCCUGGGAUUCCAGAUUUUUGAUUCAUGCUAUUCCAGAGAACGAGCACUUCUGUCUACCCUUUCAUUUUUAACAGGGAAACACGAUCUGGUUCCAAACUACAGCUGUGAAACUGUUUCCUUAACACCUGCUAUAAUUGGAGAUGCCCUGUCAUCAUCUUCUCUGAUCAUGGCAACUGUACUGGGACUUUACAGGUAUCCCCAGGUAAGCUAUGGUUCUUCUGUUUCUUUGCUGAGUGAUAAAUUGUUAUAUCCAUCAUUUGUGCGGACAGUUCCAAAUGAUGUCUUCCAAGCCAUUGGUCUAGCUCAAAUGUUAAUAUAUUUUGGUUGGACUUGGGUAGGGAUUUUGGCUUCAGACAAUGAUUAUGGGAUACUGGGUGGCGAGACCCUCCAAAGAGAAAUUAUCAAGGCUGGAGGUUGUAUAUCAUUUACUGAAAAGGUCACCAAGGAUAAAGAAAAACAUUCUUCUCUUGUUAAUGUGAUUCAACAAACAUCAACAACUGUGAUUGUUGUAUACUCUACUUCUGAAAAUCUGGUACCACUGCUGGAGGCAAUUUCUGCUCAAAAUGUGACAGGGAGAAUCUGGGUCAGUACUACUGGAUGGAUUGUAUCUCCAGAUGUACUCAGUAUGAAGACUGUCAAAAUGUUAAAUGGCAGUGUUGGGUUCUAUACCCACAAGGGCAGAAUCCCUGGACUCACUGACUUUUUAUACAGUAUCCACCCUUUUAACUUUCCUAACGAUAUCUUUAUGACAACAUUUUGGGAGGAAGCUUUUGGUUGUCAGUGGCUAAAAUCUGAUGGGAAUACUACAUUGCUGAACUCAGCAACAAAUAAAAAAGCUCUGUCUUGCACAAGUCAAGAGGAUUUAAGAAAGCUCAGCAUUUCUGUGUAUGAUGUGUAUAAUUUCACCUACAUGCUUAGCACAUAUAAUGCAGCUUAUGUGGUAGCACAUUCCCUUCACAGCAUGUUUUCAUGUAGAAAUGGAAAAGGUCCAUUUCAGAAUGGGGAAUGUGGAAGCAUCCAUGAUUUCCAGUCUUGGAAGCUGCACCAUUAUACCAAAAAUGUCAAUUUUAAAAAUACUGGAGGUGAACAAAUGUAUUUUGAUGCAAAUGGUGACCCACCUGCAAGAUAUGACAUCCUCAAUUUUGCCUUGCUCCCAGAUGGAACAAACAGAUACCUUCAAGUAGGUAGCUUUGAGAACAAAGCCAUUGGAAGGCCAGACCUCACCAUCAAUGUAGGAGACAUUUUAUGGAAUGAAAGAUUCAAUCAGAUCAUCCAUGAGCCUUUUGCCAAUGGAUAUGGACAGGAUAAUGAGGAGCUUCCUCAGAGUCCAGAUAGAGAUGGGUCUCUUGGCAUCUCCAGCCUGCUUGGACUCGGCAAGAUCCCCGGCUGCAGGGUUGCCCUCUCCUAUUCUGACUCUUCCUGUUUCAAAACUGCAGUACCCAGUUCACCCAAGGGAGGCAUUGAUGAGUCUGGAAAUGCAUACUUUUCUGACUCCAUCAGGGUCCCUGACCAGAUUGAUUCCAUUGCCAUUGGAUCAGAGCAGGUCUUGGCUCAGAGAGAAUUUGUGGAAUGCUCUGAUUCUGUCACAGUACCACUGAUGGAAUUUGUGGAAUGCUCUGAUUCUGUCACAAUUCCACUGAUGGAAUUUGUGGAAUGUUUUGAUUCUGUCACAGUUCCACUGAUGGAAUUUGUGGAAUGUUUUGAUUCUGUCACAGUUCCACUGAUGGAAUUUAUGGAAUACUCUGAUUCUGUCAAAGUUCCACUGAUGGAAUUUGUGGAAUGUUUUGAUUCUGUCACAUUUCUAUUGAUGGAAUUUGUGGAAUGUCCUGAAUUUGUCAAAGUUCCACUUAUGGAAUUUGUGAAGAUUUUUGAUUCUGUCACAGUUCCACUGAUGGAAUUUGUAGAAUGUUCUGAUUCUGUCACAGUUCCAUUGAUGGAAUUUGUAGAAUGUUCUGAUUCUGUCACAUUUUUUUUCCCACAGAUUCCACAUUCUGUCUGUAGUGAAAGCUGUCUACCUGGAUAUCAAAAGGCUUCUCGUCGAGGUCAGCCACUCUGUUGCUUUGACUGUUUAGUCUGCUCCAAGGGAGAAAUCACCAAUAAGACAGAUUCUGUGAGCUGCCUGAAAUGUACAGAGGAUUUCUGGACCAAUGAAAAGCGAGAUAUGUGCAUUCCAAAAAUCCUAGAUUAUCUGUCCUACGAAGACCCUAUUGGAACUUCAUUGCUUUUUUCUUCCAGUGCCCUGAGUGUGUUAACAGUUUCCGUUCUCUGCAUUUUCAUUAAAUUUAAGAACACUCCAAUAGUUAAGGCAAAUAACCGUGAACUCAGCUACUUUCUGUUAUUGGCCCUUGCACUUUGCUUCUUGUGUUGCCUGCUGUUUAUUGGUCAUCCCAUGAAACUGAACUGCAUGUUUCGUCAAGUGGUAUUUGGGAUAACAUUUUCUCUUUGUGUGUCCUGCAUUUUAGCCAAAACUGUCAUUGUGAUGAUCGCCUUUAGUGCCACAAAGCCAGGCAGCAGACUGAGGAACUGGGUAGGAUCCAGAGUAUCGAUUCCUAUUGUCAUCACUGGAUCACUGGUUCAGGUCAUCAUUUGUUUUGUUUGGUUGUCUGUAUCUGCACCAUUCCCAGAAUUCAACAAAACCUCAGAAGAAGGAAAGAUAAUUAUAGGGUGCAAUGAAGGUUCAACAUUUACCUUUUGGAUCAUGCUGGGAUACUUGGGUUUGUUAGCUGUUGUCUCUUUUGUGGUUGCCUUCCUGGCCAGGAACUUACCUGGUAGCUUCAAUGAGGCCAAGUACAUUACCUUUAGCAUGCUUGUGUUUGUCAGUGUGUGGCUGUCAUUUAUCCCUGCAUACUUGAGCACCAAGGGGAAGUAUAUGGUGGCUGUGGAACUUUUUGCUAUCUUAGCUUCUAGUGCUGGAAUGCUUGGCUGUAUAUUUUUACCUAAAUGCUAUAUCUUAAUACUGAGGCCAGAACUGAACACCAGGGGAUAUAUGGUAGAAAAGAACUGACUCACAGAUCUACAGCAAAUAGUAAUU